AUGGAAAAAAAUGAUGAAAACAUUGAAGAAAUCCUAAACAAAUAUGGAGUUAAAGAUAAAUUUUUAAAUAGUUUCGAUGCCAUGCUUACAGAAUAUGACUUUAAAUCUAAAAUAAAUACACAUCUUAAAAAUAAAUUAAAACACAAGAAACUUGAAGAUGUAUCUGAAUCUGAGACUUAUGAUAUUAUUAUGGAUUUUAUGACUAAAAAUUUACCUGAAGAAGUGCAGGAGAAAUUGUACUAUGAAAUUAGAAAAUUUAUUGAUGACAAUUUAGAAUUUUAA
Messenger RNA from Vairimorpha ceranae, 282 nucleotides. RefSeq lists its product as hypothetical. Gene Ontology annotation, cellular component: SAGA complex; nuclear pore. The record is from RefSeq and is a predicted model, not a curated record. The transcript has a single exon. Lineage: Eukaryota; Fungi; Microsporidia; Nosematidae. Gene Ontology annotation, biological process: mRNA export from nucleus; positive regulation of DNA-templated transcription. Gene Ontology annotation, molecular function: transcription coactivator activity. The coding region runs from base 1 to 282 and encodes 93 amino acids.